AUGCAGUCUGCAGAGGCUGUACAAAUCGACCUGGGGAAAUCCCAGGUCGUGGAUCGCGUGCCUAAGGUCAUCAAGGAGAUAAAAUUCGGCGUCCUCUCGACCCAAGAUAUCGUGAGUCAAGCCGUCGUUGAGGUUUCUGAUAGGAAGCUCUUCGAUCUCGACAAUGACCGCGCUGUCGCCCCCCAUGGCCCGCUCGACGGGCGCAUGGGAAUAUCGAGUAAAUCGGGUACUUGCGACACCUGCGGCGGAGCACUACAGGUCUGUAGCGGACAUUUCGGGCAUGUAAAGCUGGUUCUUCCGGCUUUCCAUGUGGGUUAUUUUAAACGGGUUAUUAGCAUUUUGCAGGAGAUUUGCAAGGAAUGCUCACACAUACUCCUUCCCGAAACCGAGCGCAGGGCGUUUCUUAGAGAAUUAAGACGGCCUGGUAUAGAUAACCUCAGGCGCAUGCAGAUUGCGAAGAAGAUCAACGAGCGAUGUCGAAAAACGCGGACCUGCUACAAAUGCAACGCAGUCAAUGGUGUGGUGAAGAAAGCCGGAACAAGCGCACUGAAAAUCACUCAUGAGAAAUUCCGAGCCUUCAACGCGUCCACGUCUGUGAAGAAAAUUCCCCCGCCCAGCAAAGUUGUCUUCGACAAGUCAUUCGAAGAAGCCAAGAAAAGCAAUCCGGAUAUCGACAAACAUUUCAAAAAGGCCCACGACGAUCUACAUCCACUGCGCGUGCUGAGACUGUUUCGGUCCGUUUCUAACGAAGACUGCGAGCUCCUUAGCCUGAAUCCCGAGGAGGCUCGGCCAGAAGUGUUUCUCUGGCAAUACGUUCCGGCUCCGCCUGUGUGCAUUCGUCCAUCGGUUGGACAGGAGGCGGCUAGUACCGAAGAUGACUUGACAGCAAAACUGGGAGAUAUCAUCCAAAGCAAUAUCAAUCUCAAAAAUGCACUCAUCAAGGGUGCACCGGUACAGACCAUUAUCGAAUGCUGGGACUAUAUGCAGCUGCAGCUCGCAGUGUAUAUCAACAGUGAUGUGCCGGGUUUACAGAAGGCUGAUUUUGGAAAGCCUAUUCGGGGCUUCUGCCAACGACUCAAAGGGAAACAGGGGCGAUUCCGUGGAAAUCUUUCAGGGAAACGAGUGGAUUUCUCUGGUAGAACCGUUAUUUCUCCAGACCCGAAUCUGCGUGUCAACGAGGUUGCUGUUCCUCAGCUUGUUGCCAUGAACAUGACUUAUCCCGAACAGGUGACAAGAUAUAAUAAAGAAAAACUCCGUCAACGCAUUCGAAAUGGCACAAAGACUUGGCCGGGAGCAAAUUACGUCUUAAAGAAAAGUCAGAAUUUUAAAAUGAACUUGAAAUUUGGUAACCCCAACCUGGUUGCGAACGAGUUGGAGGAAGGGGAUAUUGUUGAGCGGCAUAUUGAAGAUGGAGACAUCGUUCUCUUCAACCGACAACCGUCCCUCCACAAACUCAGUAUUCUUUCCCAUUUUGCCAAGGUUAGGCCUCACCGAACAUUCCGUCUGAAUGAGUGUGUAUGUAACCCAUACAAUGCCGAUUUUGAUGGCGAUGAAAUGAAUCUACAUGUCCCUCAAACGGAAGAAGCGAGGGCCGAAGCGAUGGAAUUGAUGGGAGUUAAACAUAAUCUGGCUACACCAAAAAACGGCGAACCCAUCAUUUCCGCUAUUCAGGAUUUCAUCACUGCUGCUUACUUGCUGAGUAGUAAAGAUGUUUUCUAUGAUCGCAAAACUUUCACACACAUCUGCCUCUACAUGCUUGAAUCCGAUACCCGUUUUGACCUUCCGCCGCCCUCAGUACUAAAACCCCAAAUAUUGUGGACAGGGAAACAAGUCUUCAACGUGUUGAUGCGACCCAAUAAGCAAUCUCCGGUUUUAAUUAAUUUAGACGCAGCAUGUCGAGAAUUCAAAGCGCCGAAAGGAACUCCUCGUGACUUGGAUGCUAAUGAUGGAUGGCUUUGCAUUCGUAACUCCGAAAUCAUGUGUGGUGUCAUGGAUAAGUCUACCAUCGGAUCCGGCAAGAAAGACUCGGUAUUUUAUGUUAUGCUUCGAGAUUUCGGCCCUGAUGUCGCAUCUGAAGGCAUGAACCGGCUCUCAAGGCUGUCCGCUAGAUGGCUCACCAACCUAGGUUUCUCGAUCGGUAUAACAGACGUAUACCCUGGUGAAAAACUUUUAGAGGAGAAACACCAUAUAGUAGAACAUGCUUACGCGCAGUGUGAUGAAGUUAUUCAACUAUUUAAAAACGGGAAGCUUGAGAAGGCUCCAGGCUGCGACGAGCAGAUGACAAUGGAAAAUGCGAUAUCCGGUUUACUCAGUAAAGUUCGGCAGCAAGCCGGAGAGAUCUGUAUCGCGGAACUGAGUAGAUGGAACUCUCCCCUGAUCAUGGCCACUUCAGGGUCCAAGGGUUCGGAUAUUAACGUCGCUCAGAUGGUUGCCCUUGUCGGUCAACAAAUUAUAGGGAAUCAACGGGUUCAGGACGGCUUUCAAGAUCGAACGUUACCUCAUUUCCCCAAGUAUGCUCGCCAACCUCCCGCGAAAGGUUUCGUGCGGAACAGUUUCUUUUCGGGGUUGACACCAACGGAAUUUCUUUUCCACGCCAUUUCCGGAAGAGAAGGUCUCGUCGAUACAGCAGUUAAGACUGCGGAAACUGGUUACAUGUCCCGUAGGUUGAUGAAAUCUCUUGAAGACCUAUCAACGCGGUACGAUGAUACCGUAAGGAAUUCGUCUUCAAAUAUUGUGCAGUUCCAGUAUGGUGACGAUAAAUUGGACCCUGUCGAUAUGGAGGGCCGAGCUAAACCAGUCCACUUUGAUCGCACGUUUACCCAUGCUGAGGUGACAACCUUUGAUAACUCCGACAAAGGCCUUCUUCCGGAUGAGAUAAUAACUUUGUGUCAAAACUUACUCGCUCCUGAGCGGGCCAAGCUUGCAAGAUUUGACCUGUCAGGCAAGAAGUUAGAGUAUAAUGACAGAAGUGAUCACGGCAUAGAUCAGCUGGAAAGCGCCAGAGAUUUUCUCCAGUCCAUUGAGGAUUAUCGGGGAAAGGGCGUAAUUCAUACCGCAAAAGUGUCAACCAGAGCUCUCACUUCAUUCAUCACCGCCUGCUUAACCAAGUAUAAGAGAGCUCAAGUUGAACCAGGUCAUGCAGUGGGUGCAGUCGGUGCACAGUCCAUUGGAGAACCGGGGACGCAGAUGACAUUGAAAACUUUCCAUUUCGCUGGCGUUGCUGGUAUGAGUAUAACUCAAGGUGUACCGCGUAUCAAAGAGAUUAUCAAUGCUUCCAAGGAAAUCAGUACACCAGUUAUCACCUGUGAGCUUGUCAAUAAGCAAGACCUUCGCGCAGCGCAGAUUGUAAAGGGCCGAGUGGAAAAGACCUUUGUCCGAGAUAUCAUUUAUUAUAUCGAGGAAGAUUGGACCGGAAAUGAAGCGUACAUCAAUAUUAAAAUCGACUUUUCCACCAUUCAAAACCUACAACUCGAACUAACCCUCCAAGAUAUCCUUAUGGCCAUUAAAAAACACAAGCGAUUCAAAUCUGCAGAUCUAAAAUUUCGUUCCUUCGGCUCACACAUUCACAUUUUCGUCGAUCAACAAACUGCCCGAACCGCUCUCUCCAAAGCUGAAGAAGCUGCUACCGGUGCUGACCCGUAUAUCCGCCUUAAACAUCUCAAACGGCUCAUUCCCAACAUUCAGGUUAUCGGCCAUUCCCAAUGUGCGCGAGCCAUCAUACGCACAGACGAAACAAACACAACCAACACCCUGCUUGUGGAAGGUUACGGUCUGCGUGACUGCAUGACCACCGACGGUAUCAACGGUCGCCACACACGCACAAACAACAUCAUGGAAACACGUGCCGUGCUCGGCAUCGAAGCCGCGAGAACGACCAUCGUCGACGAGAUUGGCGAGGUUAUGAAAGACAUGGCCAUUGACCCAAGACACAUGCAGUUGCUUGCGGACGUCAUGACAUACAAGGGUGAGGUUUUGGGGAUAACCCGGUUUGGCCUCGCCAAGAUGCGCGAUUCCGUGCUACAACUCGCUAGUUUUGAGAAGACAGCGGACCAUCUGUUCGAUGCGGGCGGGGCCGGGAGGACUGAUCUUAUCGAGGGAGUGUCGGAGUGUAUUAUUGUGGGGAAGAGUGUGUCCCUGGGCACAGGGGCGAUGGAAGUAGUACGCGCCCUCAACUUUUAUGAGGGCCAGAUUGGACGGAGGAAGACGGCUUUUGAAGACGCGUGGGAGGAGAUUUGUGAGGCUCGGGGCUGUAGUACCGGGGUAGAAGGCAAAGGGGUAGUCCCGAGGGUCAUGAAGAAACGAAGGAAGGAAGCCGUAUGA
Histoplasma mississippiense is the source of this 4320-nucleotide messenger RNA. Its product is annotated as DNA-directed RNA polymerase III largest subunit. Gene Ontology annotation, biological process: DNA-templated transcription. The transcript is spliced from 4 exons. NCBI's taxonomy places the organism in Eukaryota, Fungi, Ascomycota, Eurotiomycetes, Onygenales, Ajellomycetaceae. The record is from RefSeq and is a predicted model, not a curated record. Gene Ontology annotation, molecular function: DNA binding; DNA-directed RNA polymerase activity. Bases 1 to 4320 code for a protein of 1439 amino acids.